CCUCCCUCCCGGGAAGCGAGGCCCAGCCGCUUCCGCCAGCCGCGGGGCGGGGUAGGCGGAAGCCGCGGAUGUGCGUGCGCUGAGGGGGUGCGGCCGCGCCGGGUGAGGGCGGUGCUGGCGCCGCGGCCCGCACGGGUGCGCCUGUUUGAGCACUGUGGUCAGGUGCCUUACAAUCACCCAGCUUGAAGGACCUGUGAUGACUUUGAAAUUUGGACCAUCUUGGAUUAUCUGAAGCACUCCAUGUGUGAGAUGUCUGCAUCCUCUUGAGCUUCCCUCUCUUCCAUCCUUGCACCUCUCGUUAAACCUGUUCUUCAGUUUUGCCUUACAAAGCAAGUUUCUUCAGAAGAGGAAGAAGAGAUUUCACUUCCAGAGUGAAACUGAUUCCAUGUCACAUCAAGAGCUUCUCUGUUGUCCUCAAGUUCGCUGUCAGAACAUCUCAUCACAAACCUGCACACUCCUUGUGACGACUGCCAUGGGCUGCAGAAGGGGAUGUGACUAGUUCCUGCCCUGCUUAGAGACCUCUGUGUGUGUUUCCGUUUGCCAGUUGAACGCUGUUCCCCUGCAAGUGUGCUGAGAAACAAAUGCAAGCUCGAGGUGGCCUUUCAGAGAAGCCAAAGAUUUAUGCCAGCCAUGUCACUAGCUGAAUGGGUCUCACAACCCUUUGACUCUGUGGGUCUUUGUUAGGAGUCACACUGGGAUUUGUUGACCUCCAACAUUAAUGUUGAGUGUGCUGUGCUUUAAGGUUUUGAGGAAAAUGCAGAGACGGCAUAGCAGCAACACUGACAACGUUCCUCCUGAAAGAAACCGGAGCCAGACAGUGAGUUCCGAGACCAGCGUGGAUGAAAGUGGAGUCUUUGAAAGUCUGAAGGCUGAAGCUUCCUCACCACAACAGUUGUUCUCAGGCCUGGCAGGCAUCCCCUCAGGCACCAUCACAGCCACCCCAUUCCAGUCAGGUUUGGUCCUGGGCUCUUCAGCAGGAGGUGGGGAAGUAUUCAUUCAGAUGCCAGCCCCAAGGGAGGAAGGGAGCAGUCGUACAGAGGGAGCCCCGUUCCACCACCGGCAAUCAUCCCAUCAUUUCCACCAUGGCCAUCACCGGGGUUCAUCUCUGCUGCACAUGGCAGGAGGGGAUCGCCACGGGCACACUGAGGAAGGCAGUGAUGAACAAGCUGGAACUCCAGCCCCAGCUCUUUCAGAGUUAAAAGCUGUGAUUGGAUGGCUGCAGAAGGGACUUCCCUUCAUCUUGAUCCUCCUGGCUAAAGUUUGUUUCCAGCACAAGCUUGGGAUUGCUGUGUGCAUUGGUAUGGCCAGCACAUUCGCAUAUGCCAACUCAACACUCCGGGAGCAGGUCGCUCUGAAGGAGAAGAGAUCAGUGUUGGUUGUCUUGUGGAUCCUGGCCUUUCUCACUGGAAACACCUUGUACUUGCUCUACACAUUCAGCUCUCAGCAGCUCUACAACAGCCUUAUAUUUCUGAAACCCAACCUGGAGAGGCUGGACUUCUUCGACCUGAUGUGGAUUGUGGGCAUCGCAGACUUUGUACUCAAGUACCUCACCAUUGCACUGAAAUGCCUAAUUGUUGCCCUGCCAAAGAUCAUCCUUGCUGUCAAGUCAAAGGGGAAGUUUUACCUGAUUAUAGAGGAGCUAAGCCAGCUCUUCCGCUCCCUUGUCCCCAUCCAGCUAUGGUAUAAAUACAUCAUGGGAGAUGAUCCAUCCAGCAGCUACUUCCUUGGUGGGAUCCUGAUUAUCCUGUACAGCCUCUGCAAGUCUUUUGACAUCUGUGGUCGUCUGGGAAGCGUCAGGAAGGCUCUGAAGGUCCUCUGCACCCCACAGACCUAUGGAGUUCGUGCCACCAGCCAGCAGUGCACUGAGGCCGGUGACAUCUGUGCCAUUUGCCAAGCAGAAUUCAGGGAACCUUUGAUCCUGAUAUGCCAGCACGUGUUCUGUGAAGAAUGCCUCUGCCUCUGGUUUGACCGGGAGAAGACCUGUCCUCUUUGUCGUUCUGUCACGGUUGAAACCCUGCGUUGCUGGAAGGAUGGCACCACCUCUGCUCACUUCCAGGUGUAUUAAAACCAUUACAAAUGGAAUAACAUGUGUGGAGAGAAGACAAAGCUGGAAAAUCUGGUGAUCCCAAGGCCCCUGUUUAGUAGCCCAUGGAUUUAUCUUAGUCUUUCUUCCAGCUCUGUUUCUCCAGGAGCC
Pezoporus flaviventris is the source of this 2194-nucleotide messenger RNA. RefSeq names its product ring finger protein, transmembrane 2 (gene RNFT2). The record is from RefSeq and is a predicted model, not a curated record. The coding region runs from base 719 to 2065 and encodes 448 amino acids. Gene Ontology annotation, biological process: positive regulation of ERAD pathway. Gene Ontology annotation, molecular function: ubiquitin protein ligase activity. Lineage: Eukaryota; Metazoa; Chordata; Aves; Psittaciformes; Psittacidae. The transcript has 11 exons.